Messenger RNA from Prunus armeniaca (apricot), 276 nucleotides. NCBI's taxonomy places the organism in Eukaryota, Viridiplantae, Streptophyta, Magnoliopsida, Rosales, Rosaceae. The record is from the annotation of a GenBank genome assembly.
AUGGGACCCUUCUCAGAUUUCAGAGUGUGCAAUCCAAUUUGGAGUCAGCCAGCCAGUGGCCGAGGCGCCCGUGGGCCUUGUACAACUUCUUUUGUUCUCUAUGAUGGGAUAGGGUAUCCAGAGCUGGUGGCUGGAAUUUGUUUGGGAAAAGAAUGGUGGGGAACUUUCACCCUUCCACCAUGGUGGCCGUGGGAAUGUGAGAGGAAGCCAUUUCCUCUGAGCCAGGGGCUGGAGACUGAGACCACCACUCUUCCGGAGAAGACAUUUAUCUCUUAA